Messenger RNA from Misgurnus anguillicaudatus (oriental weatherfish), 2653 nucleotides. RefSeq names its product uroplakin 1a (gene upk1a). Gene Ontology annotation, cellular component: plasma membrane. The record is from RefSeq and is a predicted model, not a curated record. Lineage: Eukaryota; Metazoa; Chordata; Actinopteri; Cypriniformes; Cobitidae.
ACUGGUUGCCCAUCCCAGUUUAUGAAAUCUCUUUAACAAAACCAGGAAUGACAAACAGGUGUGACGUCACCAUAGUGUCCACAAAACUAAAUGAAGCCAGUCGUACAAAGUAGAGGAUAAACAGGUGCAAUCUCAGACUGGAACGGGAAAGUUUUUUAAGGGCCAGACGUACAGACACACAACAGCCAUGGUAUCAAAAGGCCUUGGGUGUUUAAUGGUUACAGUUGUCGUCUGUAACAUAUUUGCAGCAGCGGCAAGCCUGGCUUUGAUGGCAGUUGCCAUUUGGGUAGUAGUCGAUGCAUAUAAACUCUACCCCAUAUCUGCUGGUUCGGGGAAAACUGACAUCUUUGCGGCAGCCUGGAUUGCCAUCUUUACGGGCUUUGCCUUUUUCGUCACAUGCUUGUUUGGCAUCUUCGCUGCGUUGAAACGCAGCCGGGGUCUCAUGCUGACGUACCUUAUCAUAAUGUUCAUCAUCUUUAUAUUUGAAUGUGCGUCGGCCAUCACAGCAGUAACCAACCGAGAUUACUUGGUUGGAAACAGUAAUCUUGUAAAGCAACAGAUGCUACAAAACUAUGCAGCUGACACCACGCAAGGGAAGCAGAUUACAGACACAUGGAACAAAGUUAUGCAAGAUGUUCAGUGCUGCGGUACGGAUGGUCCUAAAGAUUGGAUAGAAUUUCAGUCCACGUACCAAAGCACGUUCGGCACUUCAUACCCCUGGCCUCCAAACUGCUGCAAGAAGUUGAGCAACUCUGAAGUUGCAAAUCCAACAAAUUGUAGAUUGGGCCAGAAUACGGAUUUGUUCACAAAGGGUUGUUUCCAGUACAUUGAAUCUAUGUUAAGUCGCUACGUAUGGGUCAUAAGCUGGUAUGGAUUUGCCGUUCUCAUGUUUGUGUUUUUUAUGUUACUGCUCGCCAUGGUCUACUACACACAGCUGGAUUAAUCUUAUGGACUUGUAGUCGCACCAGAGCGGCUUACACUCACGUUGUUACUUUGAGCAGAAGAAACGGACCCUGUUUUCAGAUUGCACGAUGGUAACAUAUAAAGUAACACUUUAUAAUAAGUUGUAUGUGUUAAAUGCAUCAUAACAUAAACUAACAGUGAGUAGUAUAGUUUUUCAGGGUUUAUUAAUCUUUGUUUAUGUUAGAUGAACACGAAGGAAAAUAUUUUAAGGAAGGGUUGCAACCAAACCGUUCAAGAGCCCCAUUCAUUCUCAUAGUAUUUUUUUCUAAUAUGGAAGUGAAUGGGGCCUCUGACCUUUGCUUACUUGCGUACCCUCUCGAUCCGUGCGCUCUAUCACCGAGCGACGGCUUGUGGUGUCAUCUCAAAAAAAGAAAAAACAUUAUUGCGUACCUUCUCUGGAGCUGUUCCUCAACUGUGGAAUGAUCUGCCGGUCGCGACACAAUCUGCUGACUCUGUAGCUGUCUUAAAGAAUCGGCUAAAAACCCACCUGUUCCGACAUUACCUCACUUCCUAAUAUAGGACUUACUAUCUUUCUCUGUUUCUUGAUCUCUAUCUGUACAUUCUUACAAAAAACUAACCCUUGGCUAUGCAUACUGUGUUAGGGGUUGUGCACACCAAAACUAAAAAAAAAAAAACGCCUAGAGGACACCGAUUGCCAGCUGUUUUUUCAGCGGUGCGCCAGCCUUCUUCAGCUGAGCGCUUUGGAAGCUGUGAUACUUGAGCUGUGAGCCGGUUGGUUGUUGUGAUACUUGUCCCACCCCUCCUCCACUGUGAUUGGACGGCCGUGUGAGAACUGAUAUUGACGAGCAGCGCUUUUCACCCAAAGUUGAAUCUCUUUCAACUCUCGACGCUCAGCGCCUAGCGCGGAAAAACCGUCAGGCGCCAGUUUUCAGUGCGGAAAAAAACGCUAGCUGCUGGCUUAUUUGAAAAACGCUGAGGUUCCUUUGUAAACAAUUGAAAACAUGCACUGGCCGUGGGCGUAAAAGCUUUGGUGUGCACGCCCCUUUAGACUUGAUGAGACUAUUCCCAGUGCACUUAUGUAUUGCUGUUCUUGUGUUGCUAUAAUUGCUUCUAUUGUUUACCUCAUUUGUAAGUCGCUUUGGACAAAAGCGUCUGCUAAAUGACUAAAUGUAAAUGUAAUGAUGAUCGGUUUGGUUACAAACAUUCCUUAAAAUAUCUUAAUUUGUGUUCAUCAGAUUAAAGAAAUUUAUACAGGUUUGUAACAACAUGAGAGUGAGAAAAUGAUGACAGAAUUUUCAUUUUUGGGUGAACUAUCGCUUUAACUAAUGUUAAGUUUUUUAUUUUAUUUGAAAAAUGUGUUAGUAAAUGCUGAAAUUAACAUGAACUAAGAUUAAAAAAUGCUGUAAAACUAUAGAUCACUGUACAAAUACAACAUUAUUGUCAAGUGUUAGAGAUUAUAAAUACACCUGUGGUUAUUUAUUUCGAAGUCAUUGAUUUAUUUCAAAGUACAUUAUUGUUAAUCUGCUAAAAUAGCAUUACUGUAAUUUAUUAUUCAUGCUGCUUUUUCCUCAUAAUAACUGAGAUUACUUUUAAUUUUUGCUCUUUAAUAAACGUAUGGCAUACCACUAGAAGUGAUUUAUAUACUUCAUAAACUGUAUAAUGUGGAUUACCAGAGAAAAUCAUUUUGAUUGCCCCACCCUUUAAAAACCUCGAUGCAAGUUAAAAUGGU